Messenger RNA from Colletes gigas, 2406 nucleotides. It is a transcript of the gene Moca-cyp, whose product is annotated as peptidyl-prolyl cis-trans isomerase cyp11. The record is from RefSeq and is a predicted model, not a curated record. Gene Ontology annotation, cellular component: intracellular membrane-bounded organelle. The transcript has 9 exons. Gene Ontology annotation, biological process: protein peptidyl-prolyl isomerization. The coding region runs from base 323 to 1999 and encodes 558 amino acids. Lineage: Eukaryota; Metazoa; Arthropoda; Insecta; Hymenoptera; Colletidae. Gene Ontology annotation, molecular function: peptidyl-prolyl cis-trans isomerase activity.
GAUAUGUUUCUGCAUAUUAAUAAUGUCCGUUUCGUAUAGAUUCAACAAUAUGGCAUCGGGCUAUGUAUUUUACGAUUAACUUUUCAAUUACGUUGGUUAAAUAUUGUUCGUACAUACGCAUUAAUACAGGAAAUGUAAAUACGUUAACGAGGAAGAAAAUGAUAGAUGUGUUGCUUUUAUUAUAACAAGAGUGCAUACAUAAUUCGUUAAGUGAACGGAAGCAUUUCUAUAGAACGUUUUUAACCUUACUCGGAACGUUUCAUUUUUAGUUUUACGAGCGUUUCUGUUCUUUCACAUAUCGGAAUUUACAAGGAAAUUCAUCAUGGUUAACAUCAAUCCACGAGUAUUCUUUGAUAUAGAGGUGGGCGGACUACCAAUGGGCCGCAUAGUAUUUGAACUUUUCGCUGACAUUUGUCCAAUAACAUGCGAAAAUUUUCGUUCUUUGUGUACCGGAGAGAAAGGACUUGGGAAAACAACUGGCAAAUCUUUGCAUUAUAAAGGAAUUGUUUUUCAUAGAGUAGUUAAAGAUUUUAUGAUUCAAGGUGGUGAUUUUUCAGUAGGUAAUGGAACAGGAGGCGAGUCAAUUUAUGGUGGAACGUUUGCAGAUGAAAAUUUUAUUAUAAAACAUAAUAAACCAUUUUUACUAUCAAUGGCAAAUCGUGACAGAGACACAAAUGGUUCACAAUUUUUUAUUACAACACAACCAGCGCCUCAUCUCGACAAUGUCCAUGUGGUUUUUGGAGAAGUAGUGUCUGGCCAGGAAAUUGUUACACAUAUCGAGGGACUUCCAGUAGACCGUAUGUCCCGUCCGUUGCAAGAUGCGAAGGUUGUAAAUUGUGGAGAACUUGUAUUGAAGGUUAAAAGUAGAGCAAAGAAACGUGAAACGAAAGAUAGUAGUUCUUCCGAUUCUGAUUCCGAUUCAUAUGCAGGAAAGUCUAAAAAGAAAAAGAAGGCCAGGAAAAGUAAAAAAAGAGCAAAAUCAGAAGACGGUGAGAUUCAUGAUUCGAACGAAGAUGAUCUUGGAAAACCUCAUCCAUUAGUUUCAGUCACAAAAAUCGAUCCAGAUGAAAUUCCUGAAGUGCCGGCAAAUAAAUUUUUAUACAGAGCAGGGCCUACCAAUAAUGCGAAUCAAAAAGAAUUUAGGCAACAUUAUGGAAGGGAUCGGGUACGAUCAAAUAGAAAAACUGGUCGCGUAUUUAAAGGAAGAGGGAUAUUUCGAUAUCAUACACCAUCGCGUAGCCGUUCGAGAAGCGUAACGCCGCCUCACUGGAAGCAAGCUCAAAAUCGUACCAUUAAAUUGCAUGAAUUUCAGAAAUUAGAAAAGGAACGUUUAAAGAAAGAAGAAGAAUUGAAGAAACGUGAGGCUGAUAGGAUUAAAAAAUUUACUGAGAAUCCGGACGAAGAUAAUCCAAUAAUGGACAAGUUCGAUACAGAUGCACGCGUAUCCGAAGAAUUGGAAAAUAAAGAAAACGAUCAGUCGGACGAUAAGAAGGAUGACAAUAAAAAUAUGGAACAGGACCAAGAUAAUUUGAAUACUAGUUCGGACGUAAAUGAUGCUAUGGCAAAAGAUAAAGUAGAUGGAAAGCAUAAAAUUGAGAAAACAAUAAAACGUGAUUCGCAUCGAUCGUACGGUGAUAGAUCUUCGCGACGUGAUUCACGGGAUAGGAGCAGAAGACGCGGAAGUGGUCGUUCAAGAUCGCGAGAUCGUAGGAGAUCUCGAGAUAGAGAUUAUGACCGUAGGAACAGUCGCGAUCGAAGAAACAGAAGGAAUUAUUAUCCGCGAAGACGAGAUUCUUACAGAAUGAUCAGACCCGCCAGAGAUAAUUACAGAUAUUAUGAUAGACGUAAUGAUUAUAGAAGGACAAACAAUUCAAAUUCGAAUUACGAUGUGGAUAAAAACCGAAGAAAGAGUGAUAAUGCGUCGGACACGAAUAAUCAACCGAAAUUCAAGCGUCGUUCACGUUCAACUAGCUCUAGUAGUCAACACUCCAAAGACUAAACCUUUUGUUUUCCUAUUAUUUUCUGCAUAACACUGCAUUAAUAUUUGUAAAUUUUUCAUAUGAAUUUAUUUAAUUAUAGCAUAUUUGUAUGUAUUUAUAUGUAUGCAGGUUGUAUGCUACCUUACAUUUGUCAAAAUUGUUAAUAGGGAUGUUCGAACGUAAAUUGCGAAUGCGAAAAGUAAAAUCUAUUUCUUUCGCAUCAGAAAUUUGUGUACCUUCAAUAAGCAUGUACAAUAAUUCUUUGAAUGUUAUGCAGAACGUUUAAACAUAUAUAGGCUAACGUGUUUAAAUAAACAGUAAACGUGUCUUCUAAGUGUAUAGCAUGGUACUGUAAAUUAAAAUUACUUUCACAGUAAGUUACUAAUAUAUAAAUUAUAUUUGAAUUUAUUUUUAUGAGUGAUUACCU